Spirometra erinaceieuropaei is the source of this 248-nucleotide messenger RNA. Lineage: Eukaryota; Metazoa; Platyhelminthes; Cestoda; Diphyllobothriidea; Diphyllobothriidae. The record is from the annotation of a GenBank genome assembly.
AUGCAGUAUCCGCCUCUGCUGCUCUGUCUCCUUGUAAGUCUGAAAACAACCGCGGUGAUGGGCUUCGGCGACGGAUACGCAGAGGAGUCAGUAGGCGGCCUCAUCGUUGAUCCGAAAGACCGAGCUGAGCGUGAACGCAUCGACGCCAAAGUGAGUGCAAAUAGAGACAAUUAUGGUGAUGCUAGCCUGUUCUUCAUCCACUUCAAGUCGCAAGAGGGCCGCAUGGUCCUGAACAUAUCCUGCAAUAA